AUGUCUGCUGAACUACAGAUACCUACUGUUGUAAAAGGGAAUAUGUCUACGGAACUACAGAUACAUACUGCACCUCCAGUCAACUCUACACAACACAAAGUGAACCCUACCAUUCAUAAGCCUCUAGUCAGCUCUACAGAACACAAAGUGAAACCUACCAUUCAUAAGCCUCUAGUUAGCUCUACACAACACAAAGUGAACCCAACCAUUCAUAAGCCUCUAGUCAGCUCUACAGAACACAAAGUGAAACCUACCAUUCAUAAGCCUCUAGUCAGCUCUACACAACACAAAGUGAACCCAACCAUUCAUAAGCCUCUAGUCAGCUCUACACAACACAAAGUGAACCCAACCAUUCAUAAGCCUCUAGUCAGCUCUACAGAACACAAAGUGAAACCUACCAUUCAUAAGCCUCUAGUCAGCUCUACACAACACAAAGUGAACCCAACCAUUCAUAAGCCUCUAGUCAGCUCUACACAACACAAAGUGAAACCUACCAUUCAUAAGCCUCUAGUCAGCUCUAAACAACACAAAGUGAACCCAACCAUUCAUAAGCCUCUAGUCAGCUCUACAGAACACAAAGUGAAACCUACCAUUCAUAAGCCUCUAGUCAGCUCUACAGAACACAAAGUGAACCCAACCAUUCAUAAGCCUCAAGUCAGCUCUACACAACACAAAGUGAAACCUACCAUUCAUAAGCCUCUAGACAGCUCUACAGAGCCAAAGUGA
Messenger RNA from Ylistrum balloti, 726 nucleotides. RefSeq lists its product as uncharacterized. Bases 1 to 726 code for a protein of 241 amino acids. The record is from RefSeq and is a predicted model, not a curated record. The transcript is spliced from 2 exons. NCBI's taxonomy places the organism in Eukaryota, Metazoa, Mollusca, Bivalvia, Pectinida, Pectinidae.